Molecule: messenger RNA, 1544 nt
Organism: Penaeus monodon (black tiger shrimp)
Lineage: Eukaryota; Metazoa; Arthropoda; Malacostraca; Decapoda; Penaeidae
Product: maltase-glucoamylase, intestinal-like
Biological process (GO): carbohydrate metabolic process
Molecular function (GO): alpha-1,4-glucosidase activity; carbohydrate binding
Source: RefSeq, a predicted model, not a curated record
AAAAAGGGUCACGCCCACGCGCAACUCCGACCUCAACCAAGAUGGGCGUGGGCGGGAGAAGCCUGAAGACCAGGCGGAGGACCAUCGCCACGGUCUUCGGUCUGACGGCGUUCGUGGCUGUGACCGUGGCCGGGAUCCUGAUACAUGACACGUACGUGAUUCCUCCCCAUGCCAACGCCACGUGUCCGUUCCCUGUGAAAGCGGGCGCCAACGAGAGCCAAUGCCUUCAGGUGGGCUGCAUCUGGGCCCCGCGGAGUGACGCCCCCAGCUGCUACUUCCCUUCUGCGUCGUCCCAUGGAUACACCAUCUCCGACGCCUUUCCUGACGCCGGCGCAGAAGGAGGGGAUGGAGGCACAGAAGCGGGAAAGACUAGUGAAGGAAUCACGAAGUACACGCUUAAGUUGAAACCGUCUUCCGCUCAGGUGGUGGAGAACAUGAAGGAGACGCUGCAGGCGGAGGUCAUCGAGUACGCGGAUCAUCUCUUCAGGAUUAAGGUGACAGUACCGGGAGAGCAGCGCUACGAGGUCCCGGUGCCCCUUGACCUCCCCGCCCCCUCCUCUCCCCCUUCCCCCCUGUACAAGGUCAGCCUCGAGCAAUCAGGCAACUUCAUCAUCAAGGUCACCAGGAACGACACCAACAAGGUCAUCUUCGACACCAGCAUCGGGGGAUUCACUUACGCCGAGCAGUUCCUUCAAGUGUCAACCGGCCUGCCCUCGAACAACCUGUACGGCCUCGGGGAGCAUGCGCACGAGUCCUUCAGGCACGACCUCGCUUACAAGACGUGGCCCAUGUUCGCGAGGGAUCAGCCGCCUGGCAGUGCUGGCGAGAAUUUGUACGGUGUCCAUCCAAUGUACGUGGUUGUCGAGGAGGAUGGAUCGAGCCACGCUGUCCUCUGGCUCAACAGCAAUGCUAUGGAGGCAGAGACGAUGCCCUUACCUGGCCUGACCUUACGCUCCAUCGGGGGCAUAAUUGACCUGUUUUUCUUCCUCGGUCCGAGCCCUGAGCAGGUGGUGGCGCAAUACACGAGCGUGAUUGGUCGCCCGUUCCUGCCUCCCUAUUGGUCACUUGGAUUCCAACUUUGCAGAUAUGGUUAUAAUUCUCUUGAAAAUCUAACAUCGGCUGUGUCUCGUACUCGGCGCCACGGAAUUCCUCAGGACGUCCAAUAUGCUGACAUCGACCACAUGGAUCGACGUCUUGACUUCACGUACGACAAAGAGAACUUCGCCGGACUUCCCGAGUACAUCCGCCAGGUCAAGAGCGACGGACUUCGGUUCAUUAUCAUUCUCGAUCCUGCCAUCAAUGCUGAGUUGCCAGCGGGAGAAUACCCUGUGCACGAAGCAGGCAUAGCCAAUGACGUAUACAUCACGUGGCCGGAAGGUCAGGCCCCGGAUGAGAAUUUCGGGGCUGGUGACGUCAUGCUGGGAUACGUGUGGCCAGACAACAGAACCGCUUUCCCUGAUUUCUUCCGAGAGAAAACGAAGGAAUGGUGGAAGGAACAGAUCGUCGACUUCCACAAAAUACUGGAAUUUGAUGGACUGUGGAUC